This is a messenger RNA of Priapulus caudatus, 1835 nucleotides long. RefSeq lists its product as uncharacterized. The coding region runs from base 177 to 1835 and encodes 552 amino acids. The transcript has 8 exons. The record is from RefSeq and is a predicted model, not a curated record. Gene Ontology annotation, molecular function: protein-phosphatidylethanolamide deconjugating activity. NCBI's taxonomy places the organism in Eukaryota, Metazoa, Priapulida, Priapulimorpha, Priapulimorphida, Priapulidae.
GUGGUAAACACAAGUUGACGUAUAAACUUAUAAUAUGACGUACUCUUAGACUUAGUCUCGACUCUCAUAACUUCACACUAGAGUUGGCAGUGAACUUCACACUUGUCGCUAUGUCUACCUGAACUUGUCGUUCGCAUUAGUAUGAAACUCACAAGUGCCGCAGUCACCGAAAGGCGAUGUUGUCAAAUUCCAAAUUCACAUCGUAUCUGUCGAAUUUCGGAAGACAGACAUCGGCACCUGGCUCCAGCAAUCGUGAAAACGCUGACGUCAUCCGACAAGCGGGAGAUGAUGGCGUUGAUGACGAUCAGCAUGUGACAUCUGUUUCAUUUCCGGAAGAUGUGAUGUACUUGGCUGCUUCCGGUCCCAAGAGGAAUACUCACAGUCUUCCUGAAUUGUCAGCGCACAACGUUCGUGCGUCGCCGGCACCCCCCCGCAACGAGUCGGAGAUAUGGGACGAGCAAGCGGAAAAGAUGCGCAGCAAGUUUCUCUCGGUGUGGAACAACGUGAAAUAUGGUUGGUCCGCCAAUGUUGGUAAGACAACAUUUGACACGGAUCUGCCAAUCUGGCUGUUGGGAAAGUCCUACCAUGAUCAUCAUGCCAAGGCAACAGGAUCGAGAAAACCUGGCGGCGAGCGGUCGUCGCCUCGGCGCAAGGUGGCGACACCGCUGCAGCGCUUCCAGCAGGACUUUUCCUCGCGUCUGUGGUUCACGUACCGGCGCGACUUCCCCGUGCUGCCCAGCUCCAGCCUGACGUCGGACUGCGGAUGGGGUUGCAUGAUGCGGUCGGGACAGAUGAUGCUAGCACAGGGCCUCCUUGUCCACUUCCUCAGCAGGGACUGGAACCUGUACGCGGAGCAGACGGCGUCGGCGAUAUCGCUGCGGCGGCGCAUCAUUGGCUGGAUGGCCGAUGCCCCGGACGCGCAACGCAGCCCCUUCUCGCUCCACGCCCUCGUUAGCAUCGGAGCGAGGCUUGGCAAGAAACCCGGCGACUGGUACGGGCCGGCGUCCGUUGCGCACUUGCUCAAAGAGGCGAUGGAAGAGGCAAGCAGGUCGAGCCAGGCUUUCGACGACAUCUGCAUUUACGUGGCACGUGACUGCACAGUGUACACGCAGGAUGUCAUCAACCUCUGCUCGCAAAAGAAGAAGGCAGAACCGAAGACGGACCCAAUCUGUGAUAUGGCGCCUCCUGGUGACAUGCAGUACAGCGAUUUUAUCGGACAGUCGUCGGUAAAUCGCCAUAGCGCGACGCAGGACGUCGAUCAUCUGAGGAUGCUCAGCCUCGCCGGCCGUCGCCACGACGACGGGCGCAUUGCCGCUGAGGCGCCGCCGCUCACUCCGCCCGCAUCCCUCGAUGUUAGUCUGCUGCUGGAUGCUGCGAGUAUCGCUACGGACGACGACGCGCACGAGAGCUUUGAGUACGUGCCUUCGCUCGUCGCGACGUCGCCGCGGCAACGCGGCGCGCACGAGAGCGGUUCGGCGGGCGCUAGCGAGUUGGUCGUCGACAGACGGCGCCACCUGUUCAGCGCGCUGUCGAGCGAGGACGAGGACGACGUCGUGAUCGCCGACUGCUCCUCCUCGCCGCCACGCUCCGCGAUUCUUCACCAGGGAAGCGUCCCGCCGCCAAACCACAAGAUAUACUAUCUGCGGCCGAUACGCGCCGCCAAUUGUGUCUGCAGCCGAAGGGGGCCGCCAGCCUUGUGCGCGUGGUCGGCGGCCGCCUGCGUUCUUGCAGCAGCCGCGGCCGGGCCGAGUUGCCCCAGCGCCCCGGUUAUGGCGAAGCAUACAUCUGGAUGGGGCAGAAAAGAGGCGAUGGAAGCAGAGCAGGAGCGCGAGUAG